AUGGAGACCACAGGAGACAGAACAUGGCAGUUCAGGGCAUGGGGAGGGGAUCUAGGCAAGGAAAUCCCUGAUGAGGAGUGGGCUAGAGCCAUUCUGUUGACAAAAGUGACACUCCAUUGUGCCAACUCCUUGGAACUUUUUAUGAAGGUGGUUCUACAUUGGCACUAUACUCCCCUCCAACUAGCCCAGGUAGGGACACCAAGAGAGGCAGGGACACCAGGAGAGGCAGGGAAACCAGGAGAGACAGGGCCACCAAGAGAGGCAGGGACACCAGGAGAGGCAGGGACACCAGGAGAGACAGGGCCACCAAGAGAGCCAGGGACACCAGGAGAGGCAGGGACACCAAGAGAGACAGGGACACCAGGAGAGGCAGGGAAACCAGGAGAGACAGGGACACCAGGAGAGGCAGGGACACCAAGAGAGACAGGGACACCAGGAGAGGCAGGGAAACCAGGAGAGACAGGGAAACCAGGAGAGACAGGGACACCAGGAGAGGCAGGGAAACCAGGAGAGACAGGGACACCAGGAGAGGCAGGGACACCAAGAGAGACAGGGACACCAGGAGAGGCAGGGAAACCAGGAGAGACAGGGACACCAGGAGAGGCAGGGAAACCAGGAGAGACAGGGACACCAAGAGAGACAGGGACACCAGGAGAGGCAGGGACAGAAAGACAGGGAAAGACAGGGAACAGUUUCCAAUUUACUUGUAUUAUCAAAUUUGCUUGA
Messenger RNA from Bombina bombina (fire-bellied toad), 726 nucleotides. Its product is annotated as collagen alpha-1(III) chain-like. The record is from RefSeq and is a predicted model, not a curated record. The transcript is spliced from 2 exons. The coding region runs from base 1 to 726 and encodes 241 amino acids. Lineage: Eukaryota; Metazoa; Chordata; Amphibia; Anura; Bombinatoridae.